Molecule: messenger RNA, 1014 nt
Organism: Rhodamnia argentea
Lineage: Eukaryota; Viridiplantae; Streptophyta; Magnoliopsida; Myrtales; Myrtaceae
Product: homologous-pairing protein 2 homolog
Exons: 6
Coding region: 72-752 (226 amino acids)
Biological process (GO): meiotic strand invasion involved in reciprocal meiotic recombination; meiotic joint molecule formation; homologous chromosome pairing at meiosis
Cellular component (GO): condensed nuclear chromosome; DNA recombinase auxiliary factor complex
Molecular function (GO): recombinase activator activity; double-stranded DNA binding
Source: RefSeq, a predicted model, not a curated record
CCAUAAAGGAAACAAAAAGCUCUCUCUCCACUCUGAGAGGACUCCUUUCCCGCCCAUUCCUCGUCGCAGCAAUGGCUCCCAAGUCCAACAGCACCGAAGAAAUCGUUCUCAACUUCGUGAAUGAGCAAAACAGGCCGUUAAAUUCCCAAAAUGUGGCUGAUUCUCUGCAAAAGUUUAACCUCAAGAAGGCGGCAGUCCAAAAGGCAUUGGAUACUCUUGCUGAUAACGGGCGAAUAUCUUCUAAGGAGUAUGGUAAGCAGAAGAUAUACCUCGCUCGGCAGGACCAGUUUGAUAUUCCAAACAGUGAGGAGCUCAAUCAGAUGAAGGAAAAAAAUGCCGGUUUGCAGCAACAAUUUGAAGAAUAUAGGAAGGCAAUCAGUGAGCUUGAUGGAGAAAUAAAAGCUUUGCAGUCAAAUCUUACUCUCGAACGGAUACUUGACAAGGAAACUGAACUCAGAUCAGAAGUGAAGGCAAUGGAGGAAAAAUUGGAGAAGCUGCGUGGAGGUGUCAUGCUUGUGAAACCGGAAGAGCGAAAGGCUGUACAGGAUAUGUUUGCAGAAAAGAUAAGACAGUGGAGAAGGCGUAAGCGGAUGUUCAAAGAUCUAUGGGACACAAUAACUGAGAACUCACCCAAGGAUCUGAAAGAAUUUAAGGAGGAACUAGGACUUGAGUAUGACGAAGAUGUCGGUGUCUGUUUGCAGUCUCUCUGCAACUUACAGCAAAGCGGCAAGAAGCGGCCUAGAAGCCAAUAACCGGUUGGUGUCUUUCUCUGAUGGCGACUUGGGGUAUAUAUUGCUUUGCUUCUCAUAGAAAUAUUGAUGCCGAUAUGUGUAAACUAUUCCAUGCUUUAGCCAUCCAAAGCUAUUAUCUUCUAUGUUCGUGUAUAUAUUUUGAAAAAUAUUUCAAUGAGCCUGUGACACUAUAAUCAGGGGAACAUCAUUGACUUAGAAAGACAAGGAUUUUCUGUCUGUAUCGUGUUUUAAUCAUGAGAGAAUAGUCAAUGACCCUGUUCUG